GCUGUGCCUGUGCGACAGAUUGAAAAAGACAAGCCGGAGCAAGGCUGCAGAGCAGCGUUCGAGAGAGCUCUCGUGGAAAAAUCAGUGGCUGCAUCGUGCGCGUGGGUGUGUCUGUGUUCGUGUCUAUGUGCGUGUGUGCGCGCGUAAUCGUCUUGCCGAUACAAAAUAAUACACAUAUAGUAAACGAGGCUGACAAAAAAUAAUAACGAGUGGGCCGAAAUUCGUGCAAGGAUCUUUCGGGAGACGAAAUCGCGCGCGCGCGCUUUGUGUUGAGUGUGUGCAUGCGUGUGUGCGUGCGCGCGUGAUGAGCAGCGGUUAAAAAGAUGUCAAAGAGACUGCCGAGAGGUGGCCACAAAAAUGUUUACUCGCCGGCGAAGAGGCAGAGGCUCGACGUCACCCGGGAGUCGUCGAACCUGUCUCAGCAGCAGCAGCAGUCGUCCUCGAACGCCAGAUACGCGACCGCGGACAGCUGCAGGCCGAGCACCAGCAGCAACGGCAGCAGCAGCAGCAACAACAACAACAACAAUGGACUCGUGCCGAUUCAAAGUGCCAAUGCCUUCGAGGACCUGUGGGGCGACGACGAUUUCGAUCCCGGCGACGACGAGCUCGAGGAGCUGGACUUCAUCGCGUCGCAAGCCACGCAGGAGGACAGAGUUUUCAAACCGCCGCAGCCGCCUGCGCCUGCACCGAGCAAAGUCUCGCCGGGUGCCGCCGGUGCAUCGAGGAACAAUGGAACCGUCGUCGUCAAGGCCAGCCAGCAAUUCACCAUCGUUCAGUCUCAGAUGUUGGCCUCCUCGUCGUCGAGCUGCAUAUCCAAGGAGAUAGAGGAGUGCUCCCAGGCGUUCGAGUUCGACGACUUCGAAAAGGAUGUCAAGAGCAAUUACCACAAUUCGACGUUUUGCCCUAAACCAGCGAAUUCAACGUCGAAUAUAGUUUUGGUCUCCGAUGGAGAAGAGGUAGCUAAACUGAAGGAAGAGAAUAAGAAACUUCUGGAUGACUUCAUGACGAAAGAGGGAGAGACUGAAUUUUUACGCCAGCACUUGAAUCAAAUGCAACAGAGGUACGAAGCUGCCAAGAAAGAACAGGAGCGCAUUAUAAAGGAGGAAAGAAUGAAAUUCGAAGCUGAUAGGAAUGAGUUGAUGAAGAAAAACACAGCUUUAGAAUCUGAAUUACAAUUAAAGACUUUCAAUCUCAACUCCAUGUCUGAAAAAGUGGAAAUCUUAAAAUCAGGCUCUAUGAAGCUAGCUCAACCAUCUGUCAAUAAAAUGAAAAGUCAAAAAAGUGUAAUGAACGCAUCAACGAAUAAUUUUUCAGCUUUGAAUAGCUCUUUUAAAAAAACGAAAACCAAAGAAGUGAGUACACAGAUUGAAGAGUCCGCAAAGUAUGAAAUUUUGAAAACUUCCAUUAUACACUAUCCUCUCAAAAUAGUUCCUAGCUGUGUAUUCGAAACAGCUGAAUCAGAAAAAUCUGUCAUCGAAAUCAAAAUAGAAGAAAAAACGGGUAAAAAGAAUUUAGCCAUAGUUCAAGAUGAAGAAACAUUCCGAAUUUUUGAAAAUCCCGAACUUUCCAAGCCAAAAUUAACAACUGUGAAUGGGAAGAAUUUGACCACAGAAUUUUAUUUAUGCGACUUGGCAGAAUUGAUAGAAAAAACAAGCUACGAAAUAAACUCCACGGAAUGCAUUCCAAAAAUCAACAAGAUCGUAGCAACUGCUCGCGAGCUCCUGUUGAAUUCAACUCUGGUCCUGCAGAAAAUAUCCGAAGCCAUGCAGAACGAUGACAUUCGCGACAUGAACGAGCUCUACAUGUCCGAAUUUUACGAGCUUCCCGUGUCCCACACGCACAACUUUUGCGAGGCCAAGGCCUGGUACGAUCUCGAGCGCGGGGUCGAGACGCGGCGAGCCGUCGGCCUGCUCUCUCAUCUCGUCAGCGCGUCGGAUUAUCUGGCCGAUUACGUAUGUGGAAAUCGAAAAUUGCAAGUGAAAGGCGACAAGGAAUUCGAGAGCUAUGCCAAACAAAUGAACAGCUAUAACUCCUGGUACAGAAAGGGUUGUACUUAUGAAUUUCUGGAUUUGAUUGUGGAUUUUGUCACUAUCGUUGGAACGAUAAGAAGAUCCCAUCAAUUCACAGGACUGUUAAUAGCUAUUAUGACUUUGAUUUCGAAUGUACAACAUAAAAUGAAUUCCGAUGGUAUCAGGAGAAUAUUUACCAUAGUCAAAGAAAUAACAUUUAGCAGGCCUUUACUCUCGACUUUUAUUUCUCUUUGCAAAACAAUGAAAGUUUAUUCCUUGUAUCCUAGUUUUGCAAAUAAAUUUUGUGUUGCUCCAAAACAUAGUGGUAUAACCUACUGGUCUGGUUCUCCUCAUUUUACAAAAGACGCUUGUACAAUAGAAGUAUUAAUUGCUCAACUAGAAAAUUUUAAGCUGGACCCUGUAACUAUGAUCCAUAUAACAAUGGAUUUAACUAGAUUUAGUAACGUGGCACUGAUAAAUAAGUGCAUUCCUUGGUUGGAACAAACGAUAUAUACGUGUAAUUGUUGUUUAAAAUUGUUGAAGUUUGUUCUUUUUAACUUGUGUGAAUGUUCUAAAAUAAAUGUGGGUGACCUGAAAGAAAAAUAUGUCAAGACUGAAAAUUCAAUUGUAGAAUCUAACAGCCAAUUAAACAAAGUGUGUAUUAAUGUGAAAAAAGAAUUACAAAAAGUUCAAGAUUGGGAAAAAUUCGAAGAAAGAUACAAAGGACACUAUUGGAAGGAGUUAACAGUGAAUCAAUACACUGCUAUAUCUAAUGGGAUAAAACUUAUUAGUUAUUUAGCCAAAAGAGAUUUAGACUUUAUGAUCAGAAUGCACUGUAUUGAAGAUGCAUUUCAUCUAUUUUUGAGGAAUUUAAAUAGCAGAAAAGAUAUAACUUUAAGCAAAAGCGACGAAAUCGCGCUUGAUCUUGUAAAAAAAACAUUUGUAUUAGAAAAGAGAGAAGAAAAUAAAGUUGGAAAACAUGAAGUGAAUAUGGUCAAAGUUGUGAGUGAGAGUUGGUCAAAUUAUCAAUCAAAAGUUUUGAGGCUCUCAAGGCUAUUUGAAAAAUUGUAAAAUAUAUCGAACAAUAUGAUUUUUGGUUGACUAGUUCAAUUUUAUCACUUGCUACGUUGUUCCUAUACAUUUCCAUCUCUCGACGCUCUUGCUGUGGAUUAGAUAUUAAAAUUUAGAUGAAAACAUUUUUUUGUACAGUGCUUAGGAUUAUAUUUUAUUACUAUUAAAUUCAUUGAGUGAAUUUAAUGAAAAGAACAAAGAAAUUAGUCUUAUUGUGAUUAGUGUAGUUGCAUUUUGAAGCAACUGCAAAGGUGAUCAAGUGUGCCUAAUUUAAUUUUAGCUGUUAUUCAAUAUAGUCCAAAAGAAUAGUGUAUCUUUAUGUUUCAUUAAUAGUAUAUUAGUAUAACGUUGUGAAUAAUGUAUUGUCCAUGUAUAAGAAUAUUUUUAUAUUCAUGACAAUAGUUACUCAAAAGUUUAUUUUAUAGAUAGAGUGUUCCUGUAUCGAUAUGAAUUGUAUGAAUUUUAUUAUGCCUUGUAAAUUCUAAAUGUUAUGUUCACGUUGCUUACGUGUUAAUUGUAAUGUUAUCCGUAACAAAUUUAAUCUUUAAAGUUGUAAUAAAUUUCUUUGGUAGUAA
This is a messenger RNA of Trichogramma pretiosum, 3655 nucleotides long. RefSeq lists its product as uncharacterized. The record is from RefSeq and is a predicted model, not a curated record. The transcript has 11 exons. The coding region runs from base 324 to 3080 and encodes 918 amino acids. Lineage: Eukaryota; Metazoa; Arthropoda; Insecta; Hymenoptera; Trichogrammatidae. Gene Ontology annotation, biological process: DNA damage checkpoint signaling; DNA repair.